GAAAACAACUUUUUUUCUCAACUGACCCCGCGUUUUCCAAAUUCAUUGCCGUGCCCGUGCAAAUGCUCUGCACCACCACAACUACCUCCUCCUCCAUCACCACCGUGGACGGCGGAAAAAACUAGCUACCCACCCACCCAACCACCAUGGGUAACUGCAACACCUGUUGUGUAAUACCAGACACCACAGACGAAGAGCACCACCGAAAGGACCGCAGUCACCACAAGAAGAAGACCAGAGAGAGCGUACCCAACCCCUAUGCCGACUCACCCGCGCCGAUCCGAGUCCUCAAAGACGUCAGUCACCGGUCCCGAAUCGGCGACAAGUACGUGCUGGGUCGCGAACUGGGUCGGGGCGAGUUCGGCAUCACCUACCUCUGUACGGACCGAGAGACCAGAGAAGCCCUAGCUUGCAAGUCCAUAUCGAAGAAGAAGCUGAGGACCGCCGUGGACAUCGAGGACGUGCGCCGCGAGGUGGCGAUAAUGUCGAGCCUGCCCGAUCACCCCAACGUGGUGAGGCUGAGGGCCACCUAUGAGGACAACGAGGCUGUGCAUUUGGUGAUGGAGCUGUGCGAGGGUGGGGAGCUCUUCGAUCGGAUCGUCGCGAGGGGGCAUUACAGCGAGCGGGCUGCGGCGGGAGUGGCGAGGACGAUUGCGGAGGUUGUGAGGAUGUGUCAUGAGAAUGGAGUGAUGCAUAGGGACUUGAAGCCCGAGAAUUUCUUGUUCGCGAAUAAAAAGGAGCAUUCACUGCUUAAGGCGAUCGAUUUUGGGUUGUCUGUGUUUUUUAAGCCUGGGGAGAAGUUUUCAGAGAUUGUGGGGAGUCCAUACUACAUGGCGCCAGAGGUUUUGAAGCGGAAUUAUGGACCUGAGGUUGAUAUAUGGAGUGCCGGUGUGAUUCUUUAUAUUCUGUUAUGUGGGGUUCCUCCAUUUUGGGCAGAAACUGAACAGGGUGUUGCUCUGGCGAUUUUGCGGGGGGUGAUUGAUUUUAAAAGGGAACCGUGGCCUCAGAUUUCUGAUAGUGCCAAGAGCCUUGUGCGGCAGAUGUUAGAGCCAGAUCCCAGAAAGCGUUUGAAUGCUCAGCAGGUUCUUGAACACCCGUGGAUACAAAAUGCAAAGAAGGCUCCAAAUGUCCCGUUAGGAGAUAUAGUGAGGACAAGGCUCAAACAGUUCUCUAUGAUGAACAGAUUCAAAAAGAAGGCCUUGAGAGUGAUUGCAGAACACUUAUCUGUUCAAGAGGUAGAAGUAAUAAGAGAGAUGUUUGCAGUGAUGGACACCGACAAUGACGGGAAAGUGACAUACGAGGAACUGAAGACUGGGCUUCGGAAGGUUGGUUCACAAUUGGCUGAACCAGAGAUCAAGUUGCUGAUGGAUGUGGCCGAUGUGGAUGGGAAUGGUGUUCUCGAUUAUGGAGAAUUUGUAGCAGUAACAAUCCACCUACAGAAGAUGGAGAAUGAUGAACAUUUUCGCAGAGCAUUUAUGUUUUUUGACAAGGACGGAAGUGGAUAUAUUGAGCUUGAUGAGCUAAGAGAAGCCCUAGCCGAUGAGUCGGGUGAUAUUGAUGCUGGUGUACUCAAUGAGAUCAUCAGAGAGGUGGACACAGACAAGGAUGGGCAAAUCAGUUAUGAGGAGUUUGUUGCGAUGAUGAAAACUGGAACUGAUUGGAGAAAGGCAUCUCGGCAGUAUUCAAGAGAGAGGUUCAAGAGUUUAAGCCUUAACUUGAUGAAGGAUGGUUCUCUGCAUCUUCAGGAUGGGAUUACUGGUCAAACUUUUGUCGUCUGAGGGUUCAUAACCAGUGCUACAUCGAGACCUGAAAAGUUUGGAUUUGGGGUUUUCGGGAAAUUGGAGUUUAAAAUGAGCUUUGGAGUCUAGAAUAUUAUUGGGUUUCAUUGGUGGGAUUCAUAGUAUUUUGGCAUUAUGAAGGGUUGAUUGGAGGUCUUGGUUAGAGUUUGGUUGUAAGCGAUUGUGGAGGUAUAUGUUACAGGCGCUAAAUCUAUGUCGCAUUUACUUGUAUAUUAGGUGAUGCUAUUUGUGUUUGAUGAUUAGCAUAGUAUUUGUUAUUUGUGUUUUGAUGAUUAGCCUCUAGUAUCUGUGAUAUCUAACUUUGUAAACACCAGAUAAGAGUUGUUUAUGGCAAUGUGAAUUCACUGAAAGUUUCAAUUCUUCUA
Cornus florida is the source of this 2164-nucleotide messenger RNA. Its product is annotated as calcium-dependent protein kinase 10-like. The coding region runs from base 147 to 1778 and encodes 543 amino acids. The record is from RefSeq and is a predicted model, not a curated record. Gene Ontology annotation, biological process: peptidyl-serine phosphorylation; intracellular signal transduction; protein autophosphorylation. NCBI's taxonomy places the organism in Eukaryota, Viridiplantae, Streptophyta, Magnoliopsida, Cornales, Cornaceae. Gene Ontology annotation, molecular function: calcium ion binding; calmodulin binding; calcium/calmodulin-dependent protein kinase activity. Gene Ontology annotation, cellular component: cytoplasm; nucleus. The transcript is spliced from 7 exons.